Molecule: messenger RNA, 701 nt
Organism: Pocillopora meandrina
Lineage: Eukaryota; Metazoa; Cnidaria; Anthozoa; Scleractinia; Pocilloporidae
Source: the annotation of a GenBank genome assembly
AUACCGUCCGAUCCUAAAUUUUAUCUCGCCAAUACCUUAUCGGGUCUAAAGAAGGAGCUUAUUAUUGGCUUUACAUCCCUCAAGAGAGAACUGUCCGAAGAGAAAAGACUUAGAUCCACGGCUUCAUCAACACCAAAAUUUAAGAAAAAAAGUAACGAGAAACAGGUUGAGGUGAGCACACAAGUCCCCCAUCACGUUCAGGCGGCCUCUUCAUUCCUUCUGUCUAUGACACCGCAAGCUGAAAAAGCCGUCGAAGAACUAAAAGAAGGGGAGAAAAAGCUCGCUCAUACGAACAAGCUUAUCUUGAUAGCCGAUUCCGCUGGAGAAGACUGGGGAGUAGUUGACGGAUACGAGCGCAGAGACCUCGCCGACGACGGCAAUGACGACAAACGCAUAAGAAAGGCCGAGGUAAGAGCGUAUCAGAAGCGCCGUCGCGCCCAAUCGCAGAGAAAAACAACCCUUACUUCCCAGAGGUCGUUUUAUCCAGCGCUUUCAUCCGUUAUGUGCAACAGCCCUGCGGUUGUCCAUUCUCCUAACCUUUUUCUCCAAACUCCAGCGCGUUUUUUGCCACAGCAUCACAGAAUACAUCCUCUACUAACUGGCCCAGAAGCUCGCCGCCCUGUGAGGAUCCUGUUUUGCCUGUAGAAGGUUUGGCCAUUUUCGAAGCCAGUGUCCUUUUCGUGGCGUUCAGCCCUCAGCUA